Molecule: messenger RNA, 2297 nt
Organism: Hemicordylus capensis (graceful crag lizard)
Lineage: Eukaryota; Metazoa; Chordata; Lepidosauria; Squamata; Cordylidae
Gene: KPNA2
Product: karyopherin subunit alpha 2
Exons: 11
Coding region: 244-1830 (528 amino acids)
Biological process (GO): NLS-bearing protein import into nucleus
Cellular component (GO): cytoplasm; nucleus
Molecular function (GO): nuclear import signal receptor activity; protein binding
Source: RefSeq, a predicted model, not a curated record
UAAAUCACUCCUCGGGAAGAGAGGGGCGGUCCACUCCGAGCGAGUCCUCUUCUUGUCGUUCUGGCAGUCGCGUGGUCGCUGGCUGGGUGCUUGAGGGGCUCGGUCAGUUCCGUGCUGUGGCUGGUGCUGGAGAGACGAGAAGAAGCGAGGCUUGUGCUUGAAGGCUUGAGGUCUCAAUAUUGCUGCAACUUCUAACAGUGAAAAUCUGUUUGUAGACUUUAAAACCUCUUCCAUCAGAGCAAAAUGUCUACCAAUGAAAAUGCUGGAGGAACAGCUGUCCGUCUAAACAGAUUCAAGAACAAGGGGAAGGACUCCACAGAAAUGAGGCGGCGACGGAUGGAAGUCAAUGUGGAGCUUAGGAAGGCCAAAAAAGAUGAUCAGUUGCUUAAAAGAAGAAAUGUUGGCACUUUUCUUGAUGAUGCCACUUCACCUCUACAGGAAAAUAGGAACAAUCAGGUCACGGUCAACUGGUCUGUUGAAGAAAUUGUUAAAGGCAUCAGUAGUAAUAAUAUGGAGCUCCAGCUGCAGGCUACACAGGCUGCCAGGAAACUGCUCUCCAGAGAAAAGCAGCCCCCUAUAGACCAAAUAAUCCAAGCUGGCUUGAUCUCCAAGCUUGUGUCCUUCUUGGGAAGAGCUGACUGCAGCCCUAUUCAAUUUGAAUCUGCUUGGGCACUAACCAACAUUGCUUCUGGCACAUCAGAGCAGACAAAAGCUGUAGUAGAUGGUGGAGCAAUACCUGCCUUUAUUUCCCUGUUGGCUUCUCCCCAUACUCACAUCAGUGAACAAGCUGUGUGGGCUUUAGGGAACAUUGCAGGUGAUGGCUCUGCUUACAGAGAUUUAGUUAUUAAAUAUGGUGCACUUGAUCCCCUCUUGGCUCUGCUUGCUGUUCCUGAUCUCUCUUCUAUAGCUAUUGGGUACUUGCGCAAUGUAACCUGGACCCUGUCAAACCUCUGUCGUAACAAGAACCCUGCACCACCAAUAGAAGCUAUUGAACAGAUCCUUCCUACUUUGGUUCGCCUGCUGCACCAUCAUGACCAUGAAGUUCUGGCAGACACUUGCUGGGCUAUUUCUUACUUGACCGAUGGUUCCAAUGACAGAAUUGAAAUAGUUGUAAGAACAGGGCUGGUACCACAACUAGUAAAGCUUCUGGGUUGUGGAGAAAUUCCAAUAAUGACUCCUUCAUUAAGAGCCAUAGGAAACAUUGUAACUGGGACUGAUGAACAAACUCAAGUUGUAAUAGAUUCUGGAGCACUUGCUGUCUUCCCAAGCCUACUUACUCACCACAAAAGCAACAUCCAGAAAGAAGCAGCAUGGACCAUGUCUAAUAUCACUGCUGGCCGUCAGGAGCAAAUCCAGAUGGUUGUAGAACACGGACUUCUCCCAUAUCUCAUUGGCAUCUUGCAAAAGGGGGACUUCAAAUCUCAGAAAGAAGCUGUAUGGGCUGUAACCAACUUCACAAGUGGUGGAACAAUUGCCCAGGUCAUAUACCUUGUCCAGAGCGGAGUUUUGGAACCACUGAUGAAUCUCCUGACAGCGAAAGAUGGCAAAACUGUGCUCGUUAUUCUGGAUGCCAUUACAAACAUAUUUGCAGCAGCUGAGAAAAUUGAAGAGGUUGAAAAGCUUUGCCUCCUGGUCGAGGAGUGUGGAGGCCUAGACAAAAUUGAAGCUCUACAAUCCCAUGAAAAUGAACAGGUGUACAAGGCUGCUUCCAAUCUGAUUGAGAAGUACUUUUCAGCCGAGGAAGAAGAAGAUGAGAAUGUUGUGCCAGAGUCCAGUACUGAUACUUACACUUUCCAGAUUCAAGGUGGACCUGGUGCCUUUAAAUUCUAGAUCUCUUGUAUGACACAGCAUCCAACCUUCAGUCUGUCUUCUGUCUUCUCCACUUAUCUUCUAUACUGCCACUUUUUUCUAUGUGAAUGUGAAGUAACACUUCAGUUACAACUGAAACUACUUGAACAGUUCACUGCAGGCAUUGCAUGCCUUGUGAACUGGCUGUCUUCCACCUGUUGUAUAAAUGUAAAUUUUCCAGUUCAGUAUUUCCAAACAGUCCUUCAGUAAUGGGAGGAUUUAUCUACUUGCUGUAUCCAUGCUAAGUUUGGAAAACAGAAAUGGCAUCUGGGUCUUUAUAUCCUGAGCCACAUACAUUGAUUUCCCGAGGGAAAUGUAGUAACAUCCUGGCAAAAUAACCAUCCUAAGGGGGUUCCUGUCACAAAAGGUUUGCUUUUAGGAUCCCACCAAAUUGUUUUUAAAGAAAUACAUUUUCAAACAUAAUAAACUGAUAUCUGAAUAUAACAUAA